UGAAACUUAUGCUUUUCUUAAGUCCUAUAUAAUGGCUUAUGAUCUAAACAAUAGCAACAUUCUAUCUAUUGUAUUACUAUUUCAUUUAUCUAACAACAAAAAUGGCUUUCAAGGCAACGAAAAAUUUGCGAUUCAUGGUGACUCAAUUAGGAGGAGCUGGAACACGUUCAUUUACUACCUCCACCACUCCAAAAAUGAAACCUAUGUCCACAACCAUGGAUGCUGCUGCACAUAAUACUCAUUCAACUUCUAGGUUGGUCACAUUGAAGGCAGAGUUAACACCAGUGUACAUUGUGUGUGGAUUGGUGGGUGUGGCUGUGAUAUGCGGAUCACACACUGCCUUUCAACAAUUGGCACGUUCUCCAACUGUUCAUGUGCACAAGAAAAGAAGAGAAUCAUUGCCUGAAGUUUUUGAUCCUGAUCGAACUAUCAACUCUGCUGAUAAAUUCAUCAACGGCUCAUUCUUUAGGAAAAUUACUCAUAUUCAAGACAGCAAUCCCACUGUCCAUGAUCCUGUCCACCCUAAUCCUUUCACCCGUGCUCGAACCGCCGAGACAUUGAAGUCGGUCGGCGUGGAGCCGGGCAGACGUUGAUUUGCUGACUCUGUUAACAAUGAAAAUGGUGGGCAAUAUAUGUUUAUAGGAUGAUUGCUUCCAUCUUUCAUUUUUGGUUAAUGAAAACGGAAGAUGUGAAGGUGUUAAGUUAGUGUAUAUAAUUUGUUUUUGGUUUGUGUUUAUCUUAUGUAAUGUUUGUAAACUAAUGAUGCUGCAUUAGCAGCUCUUUGUAUUGUAUAUGAUAAAUAACUUAUACAAUAAUGCCACCACAAAGUUAUUGCUCUUA
Molecule: messenger RNA, 840 nt
Organism: Lathyrus oleraceus (garden pea)
Lineage: Eukaryota; Viridiplantae; Streptophyta; Magnoliopsida; Fabales; Fabaceae
Exons: 4
Coding region: 102-593 (163 amino acids)
Source: RefSeq, a predicted model, not a curated record